AUGAUUGAGCAGCCAAGAUUUACUCCUGAACUACAAAAAGAGUGGGAAAAAAGAGAAUUCAAAUAUAAACAAGCCAGAGAGUGGAUAAACAUUGGUUUAAGCCCCAAAGAUGCUGAUUAUGCUCGCUGA
Entrophospora sp. SA101 is the source of this 129-nucleotide messenger RNA. The record is from the annotation of a GenBank genome assembly. Lineage: Eukaryota; Fungi; Glomeromycota; Glomeromycetes; Entrophosporales; Entrophosporaceae.